AACAGCAGCUCUCGUCCUAGAGGGCGAAGAGAGGUGGCAUUUGAGUCCUCCGAUAUCCCAGCAGGCAGUGCAGCCUAGAGACGCUGACAAAGGACUGAAGGAGCAGUCGCAGCCUUGGAGCCGGGUUUGCCGAGAUUGCCAAAAUGCUUUGGAAUUUUUAACUGACUUUAAGGAAAGUCCAAAAUAGAUUUGAGACUGUGAAAAAAGAAGCUGCAGCAAGGGGGAUUCAGUGCCAAUGCAUCAACAAAAAAAACAGCAAGAUUUAGUGGAAGGAAAUCUUCCUGUUUUUGUGUUUCCCACGGAGCUAAUAUUUUAUGCAGAUGACCAGUCAACACAUAAGCAAGUGUUGACUUUAUAUAACCCCUAUGAGUUUGCCUUAAAGUUCAAAGUUUUGUGUACUACUCCAAAUAAGUAUGUUGUCGUUGAUGCUGCAGGUGCAGUAAAGCCUCAGUGUUGUGUGGAUAUUGUGAUUCGUCAUAAAGAUGUUCGAUCCUGUCACUAUGGAGUAAUGGACAAAUUCCGUCUCCAAGUUUCCGAACAAAGCCAGAGGAAGGCUUUAGGAAGGAAAGAGGUUGUGGCCACUCUUCUCCCUUCUGCAAAAGAGCAACAAAAGGAAGAAGAGGAAAAAAGAAUAAAGGAACCAUUAAGUGAUAGCUUAUUUUUUGAGCAGUCUUUUCAACCAGAAAACAGAACUGUCUCCUCAGGACCUAGUUUACUAACUGUCUUCCUGGCAGUGGUGUGCAUUGCAGCUCUGAUGCUUCCUACACUGGGGGAUGUGGAAUCGCUGGUGCCUCUCUACCUCCACUUAAGUGUGAAUCAAAAAUUAGUGGCUGCUUACAUCUUAGGUCUUAUCACAAUGGCUAUAUUUAGAACAUGAGCAAGGAAUUCAAUUGACUUCUGAAGUAAAUUUAUCUUGAAAAUAUGAAUGUGGACUGCCUUUUAUCUCUAUUUCACUCCAUUAAUAUGCUAUAAACUAUUGAAUGAUUUACAGUGAUUAUAAAUAUAUAAUAUAUAUUUUAAAUUACUUUAUAAUUUUAUUCAAAGGACUCCAGCACAUUAUGUUAUUAAAAAACAAAAAACAACAACAACACACCAGGAUGCUUCUGAGUGACACCGAGGAAAUUCUUUGAAGAAAUUCUUUUUAUAUCUAAACCUAUUGUGCAAAAGACUUUAAUUAAAACAUUUCUUAUUUUCU
Myotis lucifugus (little brown bat) is the source of this 1195-nucleotide messenger RNA. It is a transcript of the gene MOSPD1, whose product is annotated as motile sperm domain containing 1. The transcript is spliced from 6 exons. Gene Ontology annotation, cellular component: cytoplasm. The coding region runs from base 236 to 877 and encodes 213 amino acids. The record is from RefSeq and is a predicted model, not a curated record. NCBI's taxonomy places the organism in Eukaryota, Metazoa, Chordata, Mammalia, Chiroptera, Vespertilionidae.